This is a messenger RNA of Vigna umbellata (rice bean), 896 nucleotides long. The record is from RefSeq and is a predicted model, not a curated record. NCBI's taxonomy places the organism in Eukaryota, Viridiplantae, Streptophyta, Magnoliopsida, Fabales, Fabaceae.
AUCAACAAAAAGAAAAUUUGAACAAUUUAUUAAUUAAUUUAAUUUAUCUUUUUAUGUCAUUUGAUUUCUAGUUUCAACUCUUCAAUCCAACUUUCAUCUAGACAAGUUUCUCUUAUUGGUGUUUUGAAUGGCCAAGUUACUGUCUCCAGUGUACACAGAACCUCUCAAACUGCAUAACCCAUCACAGAAAUUUUGUUCCAGAAGCUCAUGGGGGAUGCUGCCAAAAACUUCAACCCACAUGAACUCUGUGACACACAAUGGCAAACGAAGAGGGUGUGGUAGGGUAAGAGUUGCUGCUGAGGAAAAAUCGUUUUUAACCAGUGACACUGUUGCAGAUGACUACUAUGCAGUUCUGGGUCUGCUUCCAGAUGCCACUCCUGCACAGAUCAAGAAGGCCUACUACAAUUGCAUGAAAGCUUGCCAUCCAGAUUUAAGUGGCAAUGAUCCUGAGACAACCAACUUCUGCACGUUCAUCAAUGAAGUGUAUGGGGUGCUCAGUGAUCCCAUUCAGCGCAUGAUUUAUGAUGAAAUUCAUGGGUAUUCUUUGACUUCCAUUAACCCUUUUCUGGAUCAGUCUAGUCCAAAGGAUCAUGUUUUUGUUGAUGAAUUCAGCUGCAUAGGCUGCAAAAAUUGUGCCAAUGUGGCCUGUGAUGUGUUUGGAAUAGAGGAAGAAUUUGGGAGAGCCAGAGUGUACAGCCAAUGCGGGAAACCUGACUUAGUUCAACAGGCUAUUGAUAGUUGCCCUGUUGACUGCAUUCAUUGGACAUCAGCUGCACAACUAUCGUUGCUUGAAGACGAAAUGCGCCGUGUCGAAAGAGUCAAUGUUGCCCUGAUGCUUUCAGGAAUGGGAUCAGCAUCAACUGAUGUUUUCAGAAUGGUAAGAAUAACUCUACUGG